This is a messenger RNA of Chanos chanos (milkfish), 3219 nucleotides long. It is a transcript of the gene hip1rb, whose product is annotated as huntingtin interacting protein 1 related b. Gene Ontology annotation, biological process: clathrin coat assembly; actin filament organization; endocytosis. Gene Ontology annotation, molecular function: clathrin light chain binding; phosphatidylinositol-3,5-bisphosphate binding; phosphatidylinositol-3,4-bisphosphate binding. Bases 1 to 3219 code for a protein of 1072 amino acids. The record is from RefSeq and is a predicted model, not a curated record. Lineage: Eukaryota; Metazoa; Chordata; Actinopteri; Gonorynchiformes; Chanidae. Gene Ontology annotation, cellular component: cortical actin cytoskeleton; clathrin-coated vesicle. The transcript is spliced from 31 exons.
AUGAAUUCGAUUCGACAGGUGCCCACACGGGUGAAAAACAAACGUACUGAAACUAAUUUAGGAGCGGAGAGAGAGCACUUUGAAAAACAGCAGCUCAGCAGUAUCAGUAAAGCCAUUAACUCCACAGAGACGCCAGUGAAGGAGAAACAUGCACGCCGCAUUAUCCUGGGCACUCACAGAGAAAAGGGGGCAUAUACCUUUUGGUCGUACGCGAUUGGUCUACCGCUGCCCAGCAGCGCCGUCCUCAGCUGGAAAUUCUGUCAUGUCCUGCACAAAAUCCUGCGAGAUGGCCACCACAAUAGCUUACAGGACUGCAUGAGGCAUCACAGUAACAUUGUGGAGAUGGGAGUAAUGUGGGGAAAUCUACGUGACAAAUAUGGCUAUGGUCAGCUGGUGUCUCUGUAUUCCAAACUCCUCUGCACCAAGCUGAAGUUUCACACUAAGCACACUGAAAUCCGGCCCAACCUGGAAGCUUCAGACGAGCUUCUGGAACGCACUGCUGGAACGGAUAUCAACAACGUGUUUCAGCUGACCGUGGAGGUGUUUGAUUAUAUGGAUGCAGAGUUGCGGCUGGCAGAGACAGUGCUUCGACAGCUCAACACGUCCAUUGCCAUCUCUACGCUGACGUCUGGACAGUGUCGACUAGCCCCUCUCAUCCAGGUCAUCCAGGAUUGCAGUCACCUCUACCACUACACAGUCAAACUACUGUUCAAGCUACAUGCCUGUUUGCCAGCGGACACACUGCAAGGUCAUCGUGACCGAUUUCACGACCAGUUUCACAGUCUGAAGACCUUCUUUAACAGGGCCAGAGACAUGCUGUACUUCAAAAGGUUGAUUCAGAUCCCACGACUUCCAGACUCUCCUCCUAACUUCCUGCGGGCGUCUGCCCUGGCUGAGCAUGUGAAGCCAAUGGUCGUGAUCCCUGAUGAGGAGGAGCCAGAGGAGCAGGAGGACGAUGAUCCUGAACCGCUGAUUGACGUCAGUGAUGGUCCUCAGAUGAGCAGCGCGCCAACCCAGCCACAGGUUGACAUUUUUGACCAGGCAUUUGGACCACCCAAUAAUGGAUUUGAUGACAGAGAUCUGCAGAUAGACAGUUUAAAACAGGAGAUUGAGUUGCUGAAAGCUGAGCUGGAGAAGAUCAAAGCAGAGGCCCAGCGCUACAUCACCCAACUAAAGUCUCAGAUAAACAGUCUGGAGGCAGAGUUGGAGGAGCAGCGUGCUCAGAAACAGCGCGCCCUGGUGGAGAACGAGCAGCUCCGCAUGGAACUGGAGGCCACCAGACGCCGCAACGCUGAACACGAGAGUGUACAGGCCACCUUUGUCGAGGCUGAGAAGAGAGCCCAAGCCACUGAGCUGCGCUAUAACAAACUGAAGGAGAAACAUGCUGAACUGGUGGCUAACCACGCAGAACUGCUCCGCAAGAGUGCAGACACAGUGAAGAUGCUGUCAGCCACACAGCAGACACAGGAGGAGGUGGCCAGAACCAAACAACAGCUCGCCUUCGAAGUGGAUCGUAUCAAACAGGAGUCUGAGAUGAAGCUGGAGGAGCAGAAGUUUGAGAUGGACAAACUGAGGAGAGAACUGGAGGAGAGAAUGGCAGAGAUUCAGAAGGUCAAAGCCACACUGCAGAGCAGUGAGGAGGUGGGUAAAGAGAUAAACAGCUCCAUGACAGCCCUGCAGGCGGAGAAGGAGAGACUGAUGCGCUGUGUGAGUGAGAAAGAAGCUGAACUCUCCUCUUUGAAACAGAGCGCCCAGCUCAAAGAGUCCUCCCUACAGCAGGAGAGAGACAGGAGCACUAAGGAGCUGGGAGAACUGCAGAGCAAACUCAGAGAGAAGUCGAAUCGGGAGGAGCAGCUGCAGCAGAAGAUGUUGGAGGAGCAGUUCUCUCUGCUGCUGGGUACGGUGACAGAGGCUGAGAGCAUUAUACAGGAUGCUGUGGCCAAACUGGACGACCCACUGCACGUCCGCUGUACCAGCUCUCCAGAUUACCUGAUCAGCAGAGCUGAGGCCACGCUCACUUCCAUUGACAAAGUGCAGAAAGGUCAUGCCGACUAUCUGAAGAAUAUGAGUGAUGCUGGUGGCCUGCUCAGGGCUCUUACUCAGUUUUCUCAUCUCACCGCUGACACCAUCAUCAAUGGCAGUGCUACAGCUCACAUGGCACCAACAGACCACGCCGACCGCCUGACAGAGAACUGCAGGUCGUGUGGAACACAAAGUCUGCAGUUCCUCAGAGAGCUGAAGUCUAAAGCCAGUCUAAAGGGAGCUGACCCUGCUUCUAUCCGCAUAGUUAUACAGAAGAUUCUCCAGCUGGGGCAGGAGCUGCGGCCUAAAGGCAUGGAUGUUGGGAAGGAGGAGUUGGGAGAUCUGGUGGAUAAGGAGAUGGCGGCCACCUCGGCGGCCAUUGAGGAGGCCGUGAGGAGAAUAGAUGAAAUGAUGAACCAGGCCAGGAGGGACACGCAGGGGGUGAAGCUGGAGGUCAAUGAGAGGAUUCUCAACAACUGUACUGACCUGAUGAAGGCGAUCCGUAUGCUUGUGGUGGCCUCCACAGAUCUGCAGAAGGAGAUUGUAGAGGGUGGAAGGGGGGCAGCCACUGUGAGGGAGUUCUACGCCCGAAACUCUCGCUGGACUGAGGGUCUCAUCUCUGCCUCCAAGGCUGUGGGAUGGGGGGCCACACAGAUGGUGGACUCUGCUGAUAAAGUGGUCUUACACACAGGGAAGUACGAGGAGCUCAUCGUCUGUUCCCAUGAGAUCGCUGCCAGUACUGCCCAGCUCGUUGCUGCCUCCAAGGUGAAAGCAGACAGAGGCAGUAAGCGAUUGAGCACCCUGCAGCAGGCCUCCCGUUAUGUUAAUGAGAUGGCCGCUAAUCUAGUGGCCUCCACCAAGACUGGCCAGGAACAGAUCGAGGACAAGGACACUAUGGACUUCUCAGGCAUGUCUCUCAUCAAACUGAAAAAGGAGGAAAUGGAGUCACAGGUGAAGGUGCUGGAGCUGGAGUCUAUGCUGGAUAAUGAGCGUCUGCGUCUGGGCGAACUCAGGAAGAAACAUUAUGAGAUCGCUGGGGUCCCACUUGACCAGCUCUCUGAGGACAACAGCUUGGCUGGCCCCGUGGCCAAACCUGCCCCCUCUUCCCCAAAACCCUCUAAACCUGCUCUUAUGAAGAAACCAGCCCUCGCCCAAAAACCCAAUAUCCCUCCCAAAACCACCGUAAGACCCUUAUGA